This is a messenger RNA of Pomacea canaliculata, 1241 nucleotides long. RefSeq lists its product as uncharacterized. The transcript is spliced from 9 exons. Bases 130 to 1149 code for a protein of 339 amino acids. The record is from RefSeq and is a predicted model, not a curated record. Lineage: Eukaryota; Metazoa; Mollusca; Gastropoda; Architaenioglossa; Ampullariidae.
AGUUUUGUAUCAGUUAUCAGCGGUUGUCGCUGUCGUCUUGCGCCUUGCUACACUUUUCCUUAAGUUGUUUCCACGACUCAGAACAAGAAGGGAUUCUUCACUGCCUUCAAUCAACACAUCUUUACAACCAUGAGGUCACUUGCCCGCCUCGUGGUCUGCGUGAUUCUGGCAUCCUCCACAACUCUGGGGGAUGAUCCGUGUGCUAACAUGACUGUUGGCGCCGUUAAAAACGGCACCGCUAUCCCGAAAAUCCCUAUGAACGCUUUCUCAACUGACAUCAGGGUCAUCAUCCUCAACAAGAACAUGACGAUCGAUGCUAAAGAAUACGCCGACGAAGCGAUGAAGGCUGGUGCUCUUGUCAUGUACUUCAAUGGCUCGAGGACCACCCUGAUCCUUGACUACAAAAAUAACCAAGUCUACACCUUCGGCAGUCAGGCGGGAACGAGUGACAAGAACAAUGACUUGUGCACAGCAACGAACAUGACCGCGGACAUCGACACACAGCUGUUCGGAGGGUCCAACUCCAGCUCUGGGGCCUCCAUGCCUCACAUGUUCUCUACAUCAAGAAUCCUACAACUAGCAAAUAACUCGGUUAUGAUAGGACGACAAACCCUGGAUAGCGGGAUUCCUGCUGACCACUGGUCAGCCUGUAUGCACUGGAGUCAGAUGAACUCAACGUUUCGUGUUGACUAUUACUUCACAGUUGCCAACUACACUUCUCCCAGCGGACCUCAGCCUGUCCCAGCACAAGCUGAAGUUCAGGGUAUAACCACCCACCCGAAUGGCACCGUGACCAAAUUCCAUCACAUCUAUCAGUAUGUGAACUUUCGACCUUACAUUGACGACCCCGAGAACAUGCUAAACACACCACCCGGAGUGUUCUGCUUGCAACGGUCCAGCCCAGUCAAGGUACCCAACCUUAAAAACAGCUUUUAUUACCAGGAGGAGAUAAUCGACCCCAAUCUGUCAGACACUUCAGAAUUGUCCAUCUGGUACAACUACGAUAUGCAACUCUUGAGGUAUGACUCGCGUCAAGCGCCUAUCACCACAUCGACGACACUCAGCGGACUGGGCCCUACACCGUCAUCCAUGACUUCAGUACAGGGGUGCAAUAUGCCAUUGAUCAGAGCAAUCAAGUCUGCAGCAUAGACCCUCUUCCGACAACAUCCAUGGGGUUCGAUUCUUCGCUGAACAUCACUCGCGACACACAGAGCAUGCGCAACCCUCAGCAGUUCUUCUAC